UCGGAGCAGUCAGCAGCGGGUUCUGCAAAAGGUGUUUUUUUUUGUAACUGGACUGAACUGGAGAGGAGGAGGGCGAUAAAACAGCGACCUACGACGGAAUUUCGCUGCGGAUUUUGAUAGUGAACUGCAGCGGGAGGAGGAUUGUAGAGUUGGAAGGUGGAAAAGCGGAACAUUAACGUCGGAAUCCGGAGAACGGCACGAAAACAGCAUGUCCCGCGUCAAGGUCCUGUACGACUUCCAGGGCGAACCCAACUCGGCCGAGCUGACGAUCAACGUCGAUGACGUCCUGACCGUGACCAACACCGAGGUGGGCGAAGGCUGGUGGGAGGGCACAAAUGCACGCGGCCAGCGUGGACUCUUCCCGGCGGCGUACGUCGAGGUGAUGCCGAUGGCGCCACCCCCAGCGGCCGGUCCUCCGAAGAUGCCACCACCACCGUUGAAGGCGUCCGUUCCGGUGGUUCAGCAGCAGCAGCCGGCGCAAGCACCCAGGUAUGACCAGACGGCGGACGAUUGGGGGGAACAGCAGGACGGGGAGUGGGACGACGAUUGGGACGAUGACCAGGACACGUACUCGGAGAUUGGUCCGGCCAGUGGCGGCGGUCAGGGUCAGGGUCAGGCUAGUAAUAAUCAGAACGGGAAUUUCCAAAGCAGUAACUACUACGCGAACGCGAACCUGCCGGCGGUGCCGGUGCCGAACGACGGGGACGGGAUUUCGCUGGCGUCGACGGCCGUUGGUGGGACGAGGCGGGCGACGUCGUCUUCGAAGAUAUUCUCGUCGAAGGCGGCAGACGCGUAUUUGAUGGGGCUGAGCGUGCCGGCGGUGUCGGAGUCGGAUCGGGUUCAGAUUCUGCAGACGGACGCGGGGAUCGUGUGGAAGCCGAUGCGAGAUGGGUACACCGUGACGGUGGACUCGCCCAAGAAGGAGAAGAAGUUCAACGGGUUGAAGAGUUUCAUCGCGUACCAGCUGACGCCGUCGUUUAAUGGGAUUGCCGUUUCGCGGCGGUACAAACACUUUGACUGGCUGCACGAGCAACUGGUGAAGAAGUUUUGUCUCAUUCCGGUUCCGCCGUUGCCGGACAAGCAGAUCUCCGGACGGUACGACGAGGAGUUUGUCGAGCAUCGCCGCGUUCAGCUGCAGGAGUUUGUGGACUGGAUGUGCCGCCAUCCGGUACUGUCCACGUGUGGCGUCUGGAUGCACUUCCUGACCUGCACCGACGAGAAAAAGUGGAAAACGGGCAAGCGAACGGCGGAGAAAGACCCCCUCGUGGGAACGACCUUCUGCGCGGCAAUCUUCCCGCCGGACAAAACGCUGCUCACUUCCCAGGUCGAACCCCAGAUCGACACUUGCACCCAGUUCGUGCCUCAAAUGGCCGGCGGCGUCAAAACGCUGGUCCAGAUUUGCGCCGACGAGACGAAAAAGUUCCAAACCCAAUGGCGGCAGGACUACCAACGCAUCGGCGAAGGCUUCUCCGAGCUGGCGCGUGCCCUCGAGAUCGACGAACGACGCCAAACGACCCAGCUCAGCCUGUCCAACUCGGUCGGUCACGCCGCCGGCAUCUUCAUCGCCAUCGGCCAACUCUUCGCCGACCAGCCCAAGCACGAUUUCAUCCCCCUGGGCGAUCGCCUGCACAUCUACCGUGGCCUUCUGGGCGGCUAUCCGGACGCGCUUGCCGAGUACCGGAACGGCGUCCAGAAGCGGAAAGACUGCGAAAAGCUAACGGCGGAGCAAAAGAUGGAAAACAGCCAGCUGGCGGAGGUGAAUCGGCGCGUGGACGUGAUGUCGUACGCGAUGCUGGCGGAGAUGGCACAUUUCAGGGCCGAGCGGGACACGCACCUGAAGGACACGAUGCGGAACUUUAUCGGGGCGCAGAUCGAGUUCUACAAGAACAUUGUGCGGCGGCUCGAGCAGGCGCAGGGGCACUUUUGAGGGGAGUAGGAGAGCGAUGGGAAGUUGGAUGCCUUAUGUAUAAAAUUAAGAUUUGAAAAGGAAAGGAAAGACUCGGAAUUUGACUCACAAGCUUUUGUUUAUGUGUACAUUUUUUUUGGAUUAAAAGCUUGUUGCUUUUGCGUUGAAAAUAAUUGCUAAACAUUUUGUUGUGUAAAAUGUGAAUUCGUUGUAUCGAUUGUGGUUUGUUCUUUGCCAAAAAUCUCUUAGAUUUUUGAAAAUAAAAAUGAAAUUGAAUAAAUGCAUAAGACUAUAAAACAUGCUUUUAGUUUUAAAAUUUAAAAUCGAUUUGAUAUUUUUGCAACGGUUGUAGAGGGCAAACCACGAUUGAUCCCACCAAUAACGAACCCACAAUUCAAAUCAAAACACAACAUCAACCACAUGUUCCACCAUCAGAGUGGAACAAUAACUACAAAAUCCCAACAACAUCACCACCGGAAUCUGUUAGCAGAACUCGCAGGCUGAAACAUUCCUGCGUUAUUUUUAUUGUUUCAAAUGCAACCAGUAAUAGCAAAAAAGCAAUGGAACGAUUCCACUCUUUUCCCCCGGCCACAAAAGCAAAAAACGACCUAUUAGUUAAGCUCAAACAAAUUCCAAACACGACGACUCCGUUGCACACAAUUGAUCAAAUCAAUUACAGCUUAGUGCAACCGUACAAGUGGAGCUUAAUUUUUAAUCAUACACAAAUAAAUACAUUCGAGAACAAUCACGCUAGUAUACACCGAUAACAUUGGAUUAUAAUGAAAAAGUAUGUAACAAUUAGCUGGGCACGCUGUAAAAAGUGUUGUUGUUUUUUCAGGAGUGUUAAAAAAUAAAAAGAAAUACUUUGUAUAAUCACGCUCGCAUGGCAAAAUUUCAAACUAUUAAAUAUUAUACUAAUAACGUUUUCCCGGCACGAUGGGGACGACACGUCGAGGCACAUUAAACAUUGAUAACCAAAAUGACCGCGGGAGGGCAAAACGAGGGGGGAAAAGUCGACUAGUGUUUAUAUAUAUUUUAUGCUGAAUGCGAGAAAUUAAACGGGAAAAGUAUUAAAUAUAUAUAUUUAUGGUAACUGUUAUAGCGUGUAGCGCAAGAGACAGCGCAUAAAGUCGAUGCAAGAACACACAUUUAAACGUAAAAAAAUAGAAACAAACACACACACACUUUUCUGUAGCUUGUAUUCAAAGAGAAGAGAUCAACUGGGAUAAUUUAUAUGAUAAAGCAACGUAAAUAAACUGUAAUGUCUCAUUCGUAACACAAA
Molecule: messenger RNA, 3188 nt
Organism: Culex pipiens pallens (northern house mosquito)
Lineage: Eukaryota; Metazoa; Arthropoda; Insecta; Diptera; Culicidae
Gene: SH3PX1
Product: sorting nexin lst-4
Exons: 2
Coding region: 209-1927 (572 amino acids)
Biological process (GO): protein transport; plasma membrane tubulation; mitotic cell cycle
Cellular component (GO): plasma membrane; cytoplasmic vesicle
Molecular function (GO): protein binding; phosphatidylinositol binding
Source: RefSeq, a predicted model, not a curated record